This is a messenger RNA of Erinaceus europaeus (western European hedgehog), 4698 nucleotides long. It is a transcript of the gene KCTD20, whose product is annotated as potassium channel tetramerization domain containing 20. NCBI's taxonomy places the organism in Eukaryota, Metazoa, Chordata, Mammalia, Eulipotyphla, Erinaceidae. The coding region runs from base 286 to 1539 and encodes 417 amino acids. Gene Ontology annotation, molecular function: protein binding. Gene Ontology annotation, cellular component: cytoplasm. Gene Ontology annotation, biological process: positive regulation of phosphorylation. The record is from RefSeq and is a predicted model, not a curated record. The transcript has 9 exons.
GAGGGGGGGCUCUACGUGAAAAGGCGAGUGACUCAGCCUCGUGGCCGCGCAGACAGACCCGGGCGAGGGGCGCGCGCCGCUGCGGCACAGCCGGCCGGUCCCCGGGGGCGGCAUCUCGCGGCGGGGCGGGCGGGCGCGCGCGCGCUUCCUGGGCGGAUUCGGCCCCCGCGUUGAAAACGCAGCAGAUCUGUUCUGAGGACCAAGAUUCAUUUGGGGGAUGGUUACAGAAUUGAACCAUGAAUUUCUCUCUGAUCAAGCAGACAAUUCAUAAUACAGAGUCUAAGGAUGAAUGUUCGCUGUGAGAGUGACAGGAUAUUGCGGCAGGAGGCCAGCUGCCUAAUGGAUGAAAACUCAGCUGCAGCCCAAGAAAAAGAAACAAAUAACCUGACCUCUUCUGUUCUUCAGAAUCUUUCUUAUCCUCUGGGCCCCAGGAAUGAUGACCUCCCACUUGACUAUGCCUCUCAGCCGGCAAAUCUUCAGUUCCCUCACAUAAUGCCACUUCCUGAAGACGUCAAAAGCACUUGCUUCCAAAGUGGGAAUAAGCGGAACCAUGAACCCUUUAUUGCUCCAGAACGAUUUGGAAACAGCUCUGUGGGCUUUGGCAGUAAUGCUCAUUCCCAGGCACCAGAGAAAGUGACACUUCUUGUAGAUGGCACACGUUUUGUUGUGAAUCCACAGAUUUUCACAGCUCAUCCGGAUACCAUGUUGGGAAGGAUGUUUGGACCAGGAAGAGAGUAUAACUUCACACGACCCAAUGAGAAGGGAGAGUAUGAAAUUGCUGAAGGAAUCAGUGCAACUGUGUUUCGAACUGUGCUGGAUUAUUACAAAACUGGUAUCAUCAAUUGUCCUGAUGGCAUCUCUAUUCCAGACCUUAGAGAUACAUGUGAUUACCUCUGCAUUAACUUUGACUUCAACACUAUCCGAUGUCAAGAUCUGAGUGCUUUAUUGCAUGAACUGUCUAAUGAUGGUGCUCAUAAGCAGUUUGACCACUACCUCGAAGAACUGAUCUUGCCCAUUAUGGUGGGCUGUGCCAAGAAAGGGGAGCGAGAGUGCCACAUUGUUGUGCUGACAGAUGAGGAUUCUGUGGACUGGGAUGAGGAUCACCCCCCACCUAUGGGAGAGGAAUAUUCCCAAAUCCUGUAUAGCUCCAAGCUGUACAGAUUCUUCAAAUAUAUUGAGAAUCGAGAUGUCGCUAAAACAGUGUUAAAGGAACGGGGCCUAAAAAACAUUCGCAUUGGAAUUGAAGGCUACCCUACCUGUAAAGAAAAAAUUAAGAGGAGACCUGGUGGCCGAUCUGAAGUAAUCUAUAAUUAUGUGCAGCGUCCCUUUAUCCAGAUGUCCUGGGAAAAGGAAGAGGGAAAGAGUCGCCAUGUGGAUUUCCAGUGUGUCCGAAGCAAAUCUCUCACCAAUCUGGUAGCUGCUGGAGAAGAUGUCUUGGAAGACCAGGAGAUCCUAAUGCAUCAUCCACCCCAAGUGGAUGAACUUGACCGGCUAAAUGCCCCACUUUCUCAGAUGGCUUCCAAUGACUUUCAAGAUUAGGGCCAACUCUUCAGAGUUGUUCUCUGUCUGGGAUGUCUCAAGCCGAUCUGCCCCAUGGUCUGUGUCAUCCUGAAUAGAAGACAUGUUUCUGUCCCAGUUUUUCCCCUUACCCUGUAACUAAUGUUCCUUUCCAGUAGGUCUUUGCCUCCAGUGUAGGGGAUGAAAAAAAGCUUUGCAGCAGCCUUGGUAACUUAUAUUUGGGUCUGGUGCUGUGAGUCUGCAUAAUACAAAAAGCAGGAAAGGAAAUCAAGACUCUUAUUGUUGCCUCAUAGCAGAGCUAUCCUCAUUCUUUAUACUGUGUUCUUAGGUUUUUAUUUGUUUCAUUUUAUACAAGGCAGAUUACUUAGCAGCAGAGGGACCAAAUUCAAGAAGAUAAUCGCUGUCUCCUACAAGCAAGUACCAACAGGAUGCUCAUUAGGUAUUUCUGAGGAUGGAUGUCAUUCCUGGUGACCUGUGCCCAGAUGGCAUCUGGGAAAAAAAACUCUCAUUCUAAAUGUCCAAAAGAAAGUUAAGAUUUAGGAGUUGGGUUUUUUUUUAUUAGUGCAGUGGACAAUCCAAAACCACUUAUUAAAUAAUCUGUGAAGGAUAAUGGCAUAGCAGUGUUUAUGAGAACUUUUUAACUUCAAGGCUUUUGAACAUAAAUGAAUAAUCUGGAGGAAACUUGCAAAUCAAAUAGAAAAACCUCCAAAAUCAGGUCACUUUAAUGAUUCUGGCUUGGAAUCUGGUAUGAAGCUGGGAGAACUUCGAUGUGGCCUAUAAGGCUUUCAAGAUGUAGGCGAAAAGGUUUUUUUCUCAAAUGUUCAAUUUUUCAAUAGAAUUAUUAAGAACAUCUGCAGGUGGAAUUGGGUUGAACUGUCAGGUUCUAGGCUUUGUCCUGGUGCAGAAUUUUCCUUCAUAUAGUCAUUUCAUAUUGUUAAUUUUUUUUGGCUAUCAGGAUAUUUUUUCUUCAACAGCCCAUCAGCUGCUCACACAUUAGAUAAGAAAUUGAUAAAACUCUUGUUAUCCCCAAAGAAAAUAUGUGAAGGGACAUGAGGUUACAUAAAUUUGUGAGCUGUUAGCUUCUUCAAUAGUAGUGUGGUUUAUGAUAAUCUUGCUAACUUUCUCCAGUUCCUCAGUACUGAACCACUUUCCCUGAUGUUUCCAUGGUUAUUACCAAUUGAGUUAAAGAUCUGGAAGUGUGUUUUGGGAUUAUCUCCCAUUUUAAAGUAUAAAUUGACAUUCUAACCGCCUACCUAGAGCAUUUACUCAUCAGAAAUCAUGAAGAAGUACAUUGUUUCCUUGGUUUUCUUAAACUCCAUUGCCAAGAAAUAAUAUAGAGCACGUGACUUGGUUCUAUUUUUAUCACUGGCCUAGUCACAAUCCUCCAAAAGUAAAGUGGCUGUCAAAAGCUACUCUUCACAGGCUUGGAAAGUGUUAAGAAUUGUGUUCUCUGUUUACCCACAUCCUUCCUUACUCAGAAAAGUCACAUAGUAAGGGAUAAAACUGAGCCAUCCUUCACCUAGUUUUGAUUACCAUUAGUAUUCUUUUACAGGGCUGAUGGCUAGGGUUUAGGUUUCAGGUUAGGGUUAUUUUUAGACAGAUUCUCCCCCCACCCCACCCCCACUGGCUCAUAUUUGAGUUCAGGUUUGACUUUGAGCUACCAGUACUACAUACCCAACUAGGAGGUAGUCAACCCAGAUUAUUUGAUGGUGCUUCCUUUACAUUUUUAUUUUGAUUUUCAUGCCAUCAAAAAGAAAACUUGAACUGUUAUUGUAGUCUAUUAAGUGUGUGUAACUUCUGCUGUACCAUUUAUGUACUACUGUUAAUACUGAAGUAUGAACACAUCAUUGCUAACACUCUAAACCUAAUUAGUCCUUGCUUAGAUAAAAAGCCAGGUAUUAUAAGUAUGGCGUACUUAACACUUUGCUCUAUGUAAAUGAUUCAUUUCCUCAAACUUUCAGGAACUGUUUUUUUCCCUCCAGACUGAUUUAAUAUGGCUUCAGCACUACCCUAUGGGAUCUGAGAAAGCUGAAAGUCUAUAGAGGUGAAUCUGCCAGUGAUACUAGGUAGUGAUAACUGAGGAGAUAGCUGGACCUACAAGUACCUCCUGGUUGCGAGGGAGGUUUCCUUUGUACUCCAGCCCGUCCCAACCUGCACUCAGCAUCAUUGUAAUUUUGUGGCUCCCCUCUUCAUAGCUGCUCUGUUCCCAGGGCCAGGAACUUCCAUAAUAGAAGGAUCUCUCAGGCCUUGCAGUAAAAAGCUGGACUGCAGUCAUCCCUUGAAGGCAGUUAACUGACCAGUCUGGCAAGCUGGGGGCGGGGGAGGGGGGUGUGGACUCAGGUUUGGUAGUUUUCUAAGUGCCUAAAUAAGUAAGCUAGAAUGUUUAUAAAAAAAUUUCUGAAAGUGAUUUUACCCAGAAUGUCUUACUUAGAUAAAGGCAUCUCAGCAAACCAAGAACCUGAAUUUGAGGUAUGGUAUCUUGAGUUUCUGUCAGCAUCAUAUCACUUAAGUUAUUUAAGAAACAUUUGCCAUUGAGAAGUUGGAGACAAGACUGAAAAUUUUCAAGUGAGAUCACUUAACAGGUUUCUCCAUAUGGAGGAAAGUUAUUGAAGGAAAGACAGCAAAAAGGGCAGGGGACCUGCAAAGUGGCUGAUUUCAUUGCACAGUAAGCAGAAGCCAGUAUCUAAUUCCAAGAGAAUAGUAUGACAUUUAAUAUGUAUCACUGUGUGAAAAUACUGUGAAAUAAGCCUAGGAUGAUGGGUAUUUCUGCAGUGUUCCAAUGAGUCCUGUAAGUAAAAAUCAGAAUACAGGCUUUAAAUCAAAUUGUCAAAAUGUAGAAUGUGGAGUCUUAGUUGUCAAUACGUUAGGAAUCAGGGUUUUAGUAACGUAUUCAGUGCCACAUCUUGCCAUUUUUUUAAUUGUUACAUUGGGCAUAGUGCGCUUUAAAAAAAACAACAACAAAAAACACCGGGAUGACUUCAUGAGAGUUGGGGCCACAUUCAUGUUCUGAGUGGGAUCACCUCUGCAGGAGAAAUUACACUUUCUCUUAAAAGGCAAAAUGUUUAUAGGUUUUGCCUCUUUACUGUGUAUUUACUUUUCAUUGCAUUUGUUGACCUACCAGUGUUUACGGAAUCCUGCAUUUGGGAUGCUUUUUCUAUAAUAAAACAUCAUUUGUGUGUC